GGCCGAGGGAAGAGGCAGAGCCGCCGCGGCUUUAAAGCAAUUUACUUACACCUAGAGAAAUUUGAGACUGUGCUUGUUGAAUUCAAAGGAGACAAGUGUGACUUGAUGCUGCCGUGGUUCUGCUUUGUAAAAUUGCAUGUCAAGAGGUCGCCUUUACUUGGUUGAUACAAUAGGAGGAGAUCCAGAGACUCUGCAAGCAGAUGCUGAAACAUACUAUGAAAAACUCUUGAAGAAAUCAUUGUCCACUCCUGAUGUUUUUUCCAUCCCUGGAGGAGGAGAGGUUAAACUUGAAGAUUCCUGUGUGUGUUUUGUCCCUCUCUACCGAAAUAAUCCUUCUUGCAAACUGUUGCUGUUAACUGAUCCAAAGGAUAAAGAGACAGUUUUGGCAGUUUAUUUGAGCCAGCGCUGGUGGCCUGUGGAAGAUGUUGUGAAGACAGCAGAUCCUUCUAGAGAUGGGCUCCUUUUGGUCCAGACAUUUGGAGAAAGGAUUGUCCUCUUUGUUCUGAACUGCAUUAUUUUUGGAAUGCUGGAAGGGAGUUCAGCUAAUGAUGCAUUCUUUCUACCUCACUCUGCCACCGAGCGUGCCAAGAUACUCUGGAGAAACGGCGAGGCUGCUGCCUUUUACUCGGUCAAGAUGAAAGGGAGCCUGUGUGAUGGUGCAACCAGUCAGUGUUACCUGCUGCCAGUUUUGGAUACUAUAUUCGUCCAGAGAAAGUACAGAAGAGGUGGCCUAGGGAUGAAAAUGUUGCAUGAUUUCUGUCAGUCUUUCCUGGCUGAGGAUGCCUUGGGGAUCAGCUGCCCUAUUUCUGCUGCCAUGUAUCAAGUUUGCCAGAAAUUCCUGCAGGCUUAUCCAGAGGAGCAGAAGCGACUCUGGGAGGUGGAAGCACCAGGAGAUUGGAGCCAGCGAGUGAAUAUCUGGUUAAAAAUUCAGAUGGAGCCAUCCCCUUCAGGAAAGGCUGACGUGGGSUCUUGUAUGGAGAAGGCUCCACCCAGUAAACCCAGACAAUCAGAUAUGGACCAGAUGAAUAAGGGUGUUGAAUGCUUUCCUGGGGUUGAGAAAACAGCAGGAGAUGCCACAGAAGAAAAAGAUGACACAGCAGCAGCAGCAGCAGGAACUCCAAACUCACAAGGUUCUGAAGAGGAGGACUUGGAACAAGGUGCAGGCAAUGCUCAGCCACAUAAAGGACUCAGGAAAAGAGCAGGCCCUGGGGACUUAGUUGGAGACAAGGCCACCAAACAAUUUAAAACUACACCAUAAUUCCUGCUAUUUCAGAAAUCAGCAAAAUUCAGUCUUAAAAAUCKUAAUUGACUGUUCUUGAUUUGUAACACUGGACAAAUUUCUUCAGGUGAGCUGAAAUAUUUUUGCAGCACACAUUCUCCAUUUGAUGUUUCGUUUGAAAUAAAACUUGUUUACUAAAUGUGCUUUCCUUUUUCUUCUCCUCAAGUAAUUAAGUAGUAGCUGAGCCUAGUUACUUCCCUGCUCUGAAAAGAUUUUAUUGGAUUGCAUGAGGUGUCCAAAGGGGAAUAAUUGGAGGGCUUGUAGGUACUGAUGUAAGAAGAUAUUUCUAUGGAAACCACAUUCUGCAUUAUGGAAGAGAGAUACCACAACACACRUUGGUAUCAGAAUGACAGUUGUAACCUUCCUUUCAGAGCAAACAAUUGAUCUUGAAUUGCUUUCACUUGAGCUUUUCUAGCAGAAAAAUCUGCCUUAAACCCUGUGGUGGACAGGAUGGCAUACAAAGGCCAUUCAUGCAGAAAAAGUUUGGUGCAGGGAAGAAGAGUGAACAAGCUCCAGGCAUUAAACUGCUUUUCAAUUCAGGCACUGUGAUAAUUCUGUUUGCAAGCUCAGGGUGUAGAACUUCAUGUAGAUUCCAUAUUGCAUGUUUUAUUUCCUGUGAUGUGUUGCAUUUAAUUAACUUGGAAAUAUAAAAUAUUCCACUAGAUUACUCACGUUGUGGCAUGGUAAAGAAAUUUUGCUCUUUUAUCACACGCUGGUUCCCUGUUAGAAUAUUUUAGCUUUUUGUUAGUGGGGAAUUUCAAAACCCUGAAUGUUGUGUUAAUGAAUUACAGGUGAAACUCACUGGGAUCAUAUCCUUAGUCCAGUGGCAGAGAAAAGGCUUUGCAAAGAGYUGAACAGCAGGAGGGUCUUGAUAAUUCUGAGCAGAUCCAGCAGCCUGUAAUUCUKAAGUGGCUGCCUUGGACCAAGGAGGGGUAGUUGUUUCUUUCCAGAAGCUAAUCCAGCAUUUCCAAGGAGACAAUUCUGUGGGCAGGCAUUGUAGGUACACUGUGGGGAUGUAUAUUUUUCUCCCUGUACAGCAUAAUUGCUCACAUGUAGCCCCAUCACCCUGUUUUUGUUUAGGGUUGUGAUUUAACGUAGCAUUUAUUCACGUAUCCAAGUAACUCCUUCCCUGUUGAGCUGCUCUGUAAACCAUAUGCCUGAGCCACAGUGGAAUCAGACCUUCCUAAGCAUCUCUUGGRAAAAAAAAAAAWAAAAGAAAUGCUAUAAUUGGAAYUUACAAGUUUUUGCCAAGAGAAUUAAAACACUGGAUCGUGUGCCAGCCUUAAUCACGUUGCUAUGGUUCUCUUGUUGCAAAGAAAGUGCAUUUAGGACUAACUUUAUUGUCAGUUGAUCUUAAGGUUGUUGAAAAGUCAUCAAGAGUGUGUUGUGACUGCUAAAAAGUCUGUGUCCUCCUGUGCAGCAGCCUAUAUUGUUAAAUGUAUGGUUAAAUACAUACCUCUUUCUUAAAAAAAUAAAAUKUCAAUGCUUCACAAUACCAGUUGCUUUGAAAUAUGAUGGAAAAUUACUGUAGCUCUGUUGAUGAAGCUGGUUUUGGAGUUGCAGUAGCCUGGCAAACUGGCCUUAUGUCCAAUUUGCACAUUAUAUUAUAGUGGCAGAGUAAGGUAAACUGGGGUUAUUCCAGCAAGUGAGGAGCAUUAAGAAUUUUAAUUUGAAUUAGGUCUUUCAACAGGAUUUUGUCCAAGAAAAUCCCAGGAAACUCACUAUGAAUUUGUAUUAGAAUAAAGGGGAGGUAUAAGGYACUGUGUGGAAUGGGCAGAUGACUAAUUAAAUUAAAUUAAAUUCAUUCUGUAUGUGGGGACACUUUCAGUUAAAGGUUAAAACCAUCAAUUUUUUUAAAUCCCCAAAUUGAAUUUGCAUUUCACCUGUUAGCCAGUGAUGCACAGCUACAUUAACAAGCACUUUGCUGGCUGUUCUCACAGAAAAGUUGCUUCUUUCCUCUGUGURUGCAUCUCCUUCCUUGAUUUUGUUUAGGUUUUUGUUUUCUAAAUAUCUCCUUGUAUUUCUAAGUAUCAAAAAUUUCCAUGAUGACAACUUGGCAUCUCACAGAAAUUAGGAAAAGUGCAUUUUCUAAGGUUGUGGUGGUGGGUGCUUGUUACUCUCUAAUCAAAUCAAGAGAUCAUCCUCCUCAUUAAAACUUGUGACCAGAGCCAGGAAUUCUGAGGUCCUACUUAAUUGUACUAAACUCCAGGGCUGCAGGUUCCAGGAGGACAGAGGCUUGCUCCAUGUUGUUUCAGAAAUGCUGACUUASAGAACAAUUAGUCUGAAUAUUGAUUUUGUUUCCGUUUUUU
This is a messenger RNA of Malurus melanocephalus (red-backed fairy wren), 3588 nucleotides long. RefSeq names its product protein FAM169B-like. The transcript is spliced from 10 exons. The record is from RefSeq and is a predicted model, not a curated record. The coding region runs from base 137 to 1258 and encodes 373 amino acids. Lineage: Eukaryota; Metazoa; Chordata; Aves; Passeriformes; Maluridae.